ACACCGCUAUCCGUCUCACACUGUCCCUCCAUCAUUGUCAGUAAAGAUCAGAGAUCAGUCCGCACUGUCGGGCGUGUCUGCGCUGCGCAGAUGGAGAUUCCGGUUUUUGUCUGUUGGCUCCACCUGGUUUAAACCGCAGCAGGUUUGAAUCCGAUUCACUCUAAGCAGCAGCAGCAGCAGCAGCAGCAGGAUGGCCUCCAACACUGGGAUCGCGGCAGACCUACCCAGCGGCGCCAGAAUAUGUACCACCAUCCCCGACAUCCUGUACCUACCAGAACUGGUCUUUGGUGGUCUGGUGUGGAUCUUGGUGGCGUGCACGCUGGUGGUGCCACCGAAUCCUCUGGGCUGGGUCAUGUUUGUCUCCAUCUUCUGCUUUGUCAUGACUUUUAUCUGGACAGUGGUGUUCGCCUGUGGGUCGCAUCACAGCAAAGCCAGCUGGGCAACAGCAGACUUUUUGUAUCACGGCAUUGCUGCAUUCUUCUACCUCAGCGCUUCAGUGGCACUGACCAUAGUGACCCUGGAUCUGAAAAAGAAAGAAGGGGAAACAAAAAAUUACAAGUUUGAUGUAUCGGCAGUGGUUUUCUCAUAUGUGGCGACUCUUCUCUACUUUUUCCACACAAUCCUGUCUGCCAUGCGAUGGAAAUCUUUCUAGAAGUUUCCUCCCAGUAGGCCGUCGUGAGCAGGAACUGAUUUUCAUUUUGUACAUACUGCAAAGCUGUGGCAUGCUGACAUGAAAGUGGGUGGGUGGUGCUGAUGGUGAUGGAGACUGUCAAGUUGUUGUUCCGACUUUUCCCUCUGCUAGAUGAAGGCACCAUCUGGAUCUUACAGUGUCAGCCAACCCUGAUGGUUUUUGUCUCAGAGUUGCCUCAUUUCUUCUGCUAACUUCCAAAAUCCCACAGUAUCAGUACAUAUAACCACAACUUAAAAACCAGGGGCUACAUAGGGUGUAGGUUCAUUUCUGUCAGGGUGUGGGUACAGGACAUCUGUGCUGCGGUGCCAAGCACUGAGAUGCAGAGAGUUAAUCCUUUGGGACAGGGCUUGUCUCUAUGGUCACUCAGUAAGUCACCUCAGACUCUCGGUCUUCUUCCCAGAGCCCCUCCUGUGCAGUCUCUGUGCUGGGGCAUGUAUUCUCAUUGGGGCAGAGUGCUGUUGACAUUGCCAAUGGUGAGUGUUCUUAGUUUGCAAUCAUUUUUAGGAGUGUGGCUCAUAUCAAAGUGUGAAUUUCAUACACACUGACAUAAAGUGUCCCACCAAAACGCUGCUGUAUAUUUAAAUGAUCAGUGCUAAUUAUAGUCUGUCAGUGCUUUCAGUAUUGUGGCUGUUUCUCGAGCUCUUAUGACAUAGAUGUGAGAGACAGCACCAGAGAACAAAGAGUAGAUGGGAUGAUUGUACAGCCAAACAUAAAGAGAUUCAUCAUCAAACUGAGCCAGAGACGCACCGACCAGCUUAGUUCACCUGUGUCUGCUUUUUUUCUGCUUUGCUCCUGCUCUGAUCACCUGAACCAUCCUGCUGCUGCACUCCAGCUUUAAUUCAUUUGGUAAUUAAUUUACCAAUAAUUAAUUUCAGGUUUCCAUGGGUACAUUACUCCUUCUGUUAUUUGGUUAUGAUGUUUUUUCCUUUAAAAGCUUCAGGUUUAUAUGAUUCUACUCUUUGCUGACUAAAGAAAGGAUCAGGUGGGCCAGCUUUUAUAUUUUUGUAGGUUUAACAUCGUCAAAUAGAAAAAAAUGGAAUCAGUUGCUGAUUUUUACAGGAAAAUGAAUCAGGAUGUUUAUUUUUUUUGGUUUGUUUGUAAUAUGAAGCCUUUUUAACUGGAAACAAAUUUUGGAACAAAGUGAUUUAAUUGAA
Molecule: messenger RNA, 1845 nt
Organism: Archocentrus centrarchus (flier cichlid)
Lineage: Eukaryota; Metazoa; Chordata; Actinopteri; Cichliformes; Cichlidae
Product: myelin and lymphocyte protein-like
Exons: 4
Coding region: 191-652 (153 amino acids)
Biological process (GO): myelination
Cellular component (GO): membrane
Molecular function (GO): structural constituent of myelin sheath
Source: RefSeq, a predicted model, not a curated record